AAGAACCAAACGGAAGCAGACAGAUCAGAACGAGAGUUUCUAUUGGACAAAUGCAGGGUGGGUUCCUCCCCGUUUUCCCUUUAAAGAACCAAACGGAAGCAGACAGAUCAGAACGAGAGUUUCUAUUGGACAAAUGCAGGGUGGGUUCCUCCCCGUUUUCCCUUUAAAGAACCAAACGGAAGCAGACAGAUCAGAACGAGAGUUUCUAUUGGACAAAUGCAGGGUGGGUUCCUCCCCGUUUUCCCUUUAAAGAACCAAACGGAAGCAGACAGAUCAGAACGAGAGUUUCUAUUGGACAAAUGCAGGGACAUCAGGCGGUUCUUUGUAUCAAGCAAACCCGCAGCACAGAAACCAUCUCAGGAUGGAACCCUCCACACGGAGAAGGAAUCCACGAAGAAGAAGAAGAAAUCCGUCUCAACAGACGAAGAAGUGAAGAAGAAGAAACCUGGCACCAAGAUCACCAGCCCCAAGGUGGAGAAGAAGAAGGACAAUGAUAAAAAGAGAAAGAGGCGUGCUGUCAUUGAGUCAGACUCUGAGGAGGAGGUAGUGGAGCAGAAGCAGAAGGCCCAGAAACCAAACCCUCCUCUUCCUCCGGCUCCUCUUCCUCCUGCCAAGAAAGACCCGGUGCAGUACGUCUCUGAGACAGAUUCAGACAGCGAUAACUUCCUGUCUCUGAAGAAGUCCCAGGGUAAUGGAGUGACCAGACCAGGAAGCCCGGGACCAAAGAGAGCCACAGGUCCCCCGAAACCCACCCUUGCUCCCGCCACAGGGAAAGGAGGGAUGAAGAAGUCUCCUCCAGCCCCCGUCACCCCUAAAUCAGCGCCUCUGCAAACCAAACGCACCCCCACUUCUGUCCUGGACUACUUUGGCAGUGGGAGUGUCCAGCGCUCGGACAGGAAACUGGUGGCCAGUACCAAGAGGAAGACUGACCCUGAGUCGCUGACUGAUGAGGUCAUCGCCCAGCAGAUGGACGAGGACAUGGAGUUGGAGAGGCAGGUCCACGAGGACGAGGAGUUGGAGAGGCAGGUCCACGAGGACGAGGAGUUUGCCAAGACGCAGGCCACGAGGACCAGCAACCACACGCCAAGAAG
Molecule: messenger RNA, 1091 nt
Organism: Oncorhynchus gorbuscha (pink salmon)
Lineage: Eukaryota; Metazoa; Chordata; Actinopteri; Salmoniformes; Salmonidae
Product: replication factor C subunit 1-like
Exons: 6
Source: RefSeq, a predicted model, not a curated record